Cyprinodon variegatus (sheepshead minnow) is the source of this 7922-nucleotide messenger RNA. RefSeq names its product voltage-dependent calcium channel subunit alpha-2/delta-2-like. The record is from RefSeq and is a predicted model, not a curated record. The coding region runs from base 277 to 3585 and encodes 1102 amino acids. Gene Ontology annotation, molecular function: voltage-gated calcium channel activity. Lineage: Eukaryota; Metazoa; Chordata; Actinopteri; Cyprinodontiformes; Cyprinodontidae. Gene Ontology annotation, cellular component: voltage-gated calcium channel complex. The transcript is spliced from 38 exons.
UGCAGUGUCUUGGCAGCUGCAGUAGUGCAUCUCCCACCACCAUCCGCGAUGCCUUCACGGAUGCUGCCCGCCUCCUCCUCCUUCACCUGAGCGCACAGACCGAUAUGAAGUCUUCGGGAAACUGAUCAGCCGUAGACACCUUCUCGCUCAUUGUGUCGAUUUGCAUCCCAUCGCUUCUCUCUCCCUCUUCCAACACCCCCAGGAGACGAUCAGGAGCCAAUCAUCCAGGCACCCAGAGCAAGCUGGCGAGAAUUAUUAUUAUUAUAUGAAUGGAAAAUGGCGAAAGAAAAAAGAUCUCGCAGCGUCUCUUGCUUAAUAUCAGUAGAAAUUCUCCUGAUUUUCUGCGCUUCGUGGCCUGGAGCAGAGGGUCUUACAUUUCCACAGCAAUACACGAUAAUGCACUGGGCCAGGAGGAUCGAGCAGGAGAUUGACAGAGUCUUUCAGCACAUCACUGGGGCUCAGCAGCUAAAAGGGAUAUAUAAUGAAGAAAGGCGACAGUUCAGUCUGGUGAAGAAUCAACCUCGAAGGAUUGUGGAAAAGGUGGCUUUGGAUAUAGAAAAACUGCUGGCAAAGAAGCGCAAAGCACUCGAUCGUUUAGCGAGUGAAGCAGAACGACUCCAACGGGAACAUAUAUGGCAAGAUGGACUCAAGGAGCUUGACAUGGCCUACUAUGACUCCAAAGCUGAUUUGGAAUAUUAUUCCAUGGAUGGAGAGGCAGAGGUGGAAAACCCCUCCCAACUCAAGCUUGAGUUUGUGUAUGAUCCAAACUUCAAAAAUAAUGUCAACUUCUCGCACACAGCAGUUCAGAUUCCAACAGAUAUUUACAAAGGAGCUCCAGACAUCCUGAAUGAGCUGAACUGGACUCAGGCCCUGGAGAGAGUCUUUAUGGAGAACAGCAGGGAAGAUCCGUCACUACUGUGGCAGGCGUUUGGGAGCGCAACGGGAGUCACUCGCUACUAUCCAGCUACUCCCUGGAAAGCACCUGAUAAAAUCGACUUGUAUGAUGUCCGGAGAAGACCAUGGUACAUCCAAGGUGCCUCAUCUCCCAAAGACAUGGUCAUCCUUGUUGAUGUGAGUGGCAGCGUCAGUGGACUAACGCUGAAGCUGAUCAAGGCGUCUGUGAUGGAAAUGCUGGACACUUUAUCUGAUGACGACUACGUUAAUGUAGCCAGGUUUAAUGAGAAGGCUGAGGCUGUGGUCCCUUGCUUUAAACAUCUCGUCCAGGCUAACGUGCGAAACAAAAAGAUUUUUAAGGAGGCGGUGCAGCAGAUGCAGGCUAAAGGCACCACUGACUACAAGUCUGGCUUUCAUUUUGCCUUCAACCAGCUUCUUAAUAAGACAAAUGUUCCGCGGGCUAACUGCAAUAAAAUAAUUAUGCUAUUCACUGAUGGAGGGGAGGAUAGAGCUCAGGAUGUCUUCCUGCAAUACAAUUGGCCCAACAAAACAGUACGAGUUUUUACCUUUUCUGUGGGUCAACAUAAUUAUGAUGUGACGCCUUUACAGUGGAUUGCUUGUACUAAUAAAGGUUACUAUUUUGAGAUCCGUUCCAUCUGUGCUAUACGGAUUAAUACCCAGGAAUACCUUGAUGUGCUGGGGCGUCCAAUGGUUCUGGCAGGCAGUGUGGCCAAGCAAGUUCAAUGGACCAACGUGUAUCAAGAUGCUCUGGGACUUGGCCUGGUAGUAACAGGGACUUUGCCUGUUUUUAAUCUCACUAUGAAUGGAAAUUCACAGAAUCAGCUGAUAUUAGGCGUCAUGGGAGUGGAUGUACAUUUAGAUGAGAUAAAGCGACUGACGCCACGCUAUAAUCUUGGAGCCAAUGGCUACAUUUUUGCCAUCGAUCCGAAUGGAUAUUUGCUCCUUCAUCCUAAUCUUCAGCCAAAGCCUGUUAACCUUCCUGAACCUGUGACCCUGGAUUUCCUGGAUGCAGAGGUAGAAGACGCUAAUAAAGAGGAGAUUCGGCGGCAGAUGAUUGAUGGAGGAACAGGGGAGAUGCAGAUAAAAACUCUAAUUAAGUCUGUUGAUAAACAAUACAUCGAUGAGGCAUACAGAGGGUACACCUGGACUCCUAUCAAUGGCACUGAUUAUAGCCUUGGCCUGGUAUUACCUCCCUACAAUGAGUAUUACAUCCAGGCAGACCUGAGUGAUGUGAUGCUGCAGCUCCAGUACAUGCAGUCGUUGCUGCCGAGCUCCUUUGAAUCUUCGGGGCAUGUUUUCCUGGCUCCAAGGGAAUAUUGCAAAAAUCUGCAGCUUUCUGAUAACAACACACAGUUCCUGCAGAACUUCCUCACUCUUAUGCUGGAGAACUCCCCAGAGUCUGAUGAAUGUGACCAAGGCCUCAUCCACAACCUUAUUCUGGACUCUAGGAUUAUUGGUCAGCUUGCUUCUCGUGUUUGGAGGAACAAGGAUCUAAAUGCGUAUGGCUUCCUGGCUGUCUUUGCAUCCACAGAUGGGGGAAUAACACGAGUUUUUCCCAACAUAGCUGCUGAGUUGUGGGAUGUGGAUCCAGAACCAUUUAAUUCAGAUUACUACAGACGAAGCCUGGAUAACAAAGGCUACAUGUUCAGACCUUCAAUGAGAGCAUCAGAUGAUGACCCUUUUGAAGCUGAAAAUGGCACCACGGGAAUCCUGGUUAGCUCAGCUGUCGAGGUCAAUUUAGGGGGAAAACUGCUCAAACCCUCUGUAGUUGGAGUGAAGCUCGACCUGGAGGCGUGGGUGGACAAGUUUAAAAUCCUGGCCAGCAAUGUGUCUGAUAACCGACAGGGGUCACACAAGUGUGGACCAUCCAGAAGCUGUGAGAUGGACUGUGAAGUGAACACAGACGACUUGCAAUGUUACCUUAUCGAUGAUGGGGGCUUCCUUGUCAUGUCCAAUCAGAGAGAUCACUGGAAGCAGAUUGGUCGCUUCUUCGGUGAUGUGGACCCUUUCCUUAUGUAUGCACUUUACAACAACUCCAUCUUCGCUCGCCGACAGUCUUUUCAGUACCAGUCAGCGUGUGAAAUGGUUAGCAGGAGUCACACCGGAGCAGCGGCAAGAAGCAUAUAUGUGCCGUCCAUAACUGACGUCUUAAGCCUGGCAUGGUGGACGUCCACACUGGCAUGGUCAGUGAUUCAGCAACUUUUGUAUGGACUUGUCUACAGUAGCUGGCUCUACCACGAUGAUGCCUUUGUUGAUGGAUUUGAGACCAAACAAAGCAGCUGUGUUACCAUCCAAAGCCAGUUCUACUUCACAAACACCACCAACUCCUACAAUGUCCUGCAGGACUGCGGAAACUGCUCGCGGCUGUUCCACUCAAAGCGUAUAGAAAACACCAACCUGCUCUUUGUGGUGGCUGAGACGCUGCCCUGUAGCUCCUGUGAGAUUGAGAGACUGUCCCAGAUAAAGAGGGAGUUUCAGGAGGAAAAUCCAUGUGACCUACUGAGUAAUGCACGAUAUCGUAAAGGCCCAACCUCCUGCUUUGACUACAGUGCCUUAGAAAACACAUCAGAGUGUGGACGGGGUUCUUCACUGCAGUCCUCUAUAGGAACCCUUCUUUUCAUUCAGCUCAUUCUGCCCCUCUUCCAUCUCUCACACAUCCACACACACUGACAUGCUCCUUCUUCUCACAUUUAGGCUUGGAUCUACACAAGGUCAUAUCAAAAACCAACUGUGACGUUAUUUGUCGUUUAUUUCAACCAACUACUCAUAGGAUCAGCUCCUGGUAUUUUGUUAUGCCUUAUUAUACAUUUGGUUAGGCUUUUUAAAAGCUUCAGUGUAAAAUAUGGGAAGGGGAAUGUAAUGAGGUUGCAUGCAGCACAACCUGAUAAGAUCAUAAGAUUUUAUUUUUAUCUUCCACAUUUCACAGCUAAAGAAAGGUUGCUAAGGCAGUUAAUAAGAAUCAAAGUGAAGAACAAUUCAUUAAAAAGGUGAUUUUUUUUUCAAGGAUGUCAGUUAUUUGAGAUCAUAAAAGGUGCAAAAGCACAUUUACUGUUAUUGGGUGAAGUUCUGCAUUCCAACUUUGUACUGUACUUUAGGAGUGUUGCAGCAUUUGUGUCUUAUACAUGUUUUUACAGAAAGUGAUCUAAGGCAUUUCUCUUCCAUGAAGCCUCUAAAUGUAAAUGUUAUAGAGUCGGGUGCAGGAUGAGACAUCCAACUCUUUUUUUUUUUUCGUCAGACACGUCUUGUGUUGUCCUUAAAUGACACCUGCAGCAUUUAGUUUCAAAACUAAACCAGUUAUAUAACUGACCACUCUCCUGUGAAGACAGUGUAAACUUAAAGUGUACAGUUUGAAAUAUGUUUGAGCAAAUAGUCUUAUUUGGAAACUCCCUUUCUGCUGUUGAACAGUGCAGAAGUUGGGAAAUUAUUAAACUGCAUGCUGGUUUUUCUUCACAAAAAGAAAAAGUAAAGUGGUCAAUUUUGCGUUUAAUUGUUAUCAAAGAUAUUUCCAGUUUGAACAGGACCAAAAUUCUCUUUAGUUUAUCAACCAGUCCACAGUUUACCCAUUUGUUCUUUACAGAGUUUUAGGGUUUGGAGCCUGUUUCUAAUGGUCAGAACAGUUAAAACUAUGAGCUCAAACCAAAGAACAAGAUUGCAGGCAAAUUAACCUUACACGCAUGAUGUUGAACUGUGGAAGCAAACCAUUAUAACUGGGGAGAACCCAUGCAUGCAGAAGGAGAACAUGCAAAAUCCAGACAGAAUCCAGUAUUAAACAAAGGGUCUUCCUGUUGAGAAACAAAAGUGCUAAUGAUUGCUCUACUGUGCAGCGCCUGAUUGAAUCAAGAUAGGAUAAGAUUUUGCGCAAGCAAAUUGCUUUGCACCUUGUACGAACAUCACUUUUCUUGUGCUAACAAGUUUGCACGUGUUUUAAUAGAUACAAAACUUUUGAAGAUCAGAUCCUAAAUGUUAGAGUUGAAUAUUCACUCAAAAGAAAUAGAACAUUAGCUGAUUCUGCAAGUUGUCUUAAAGUUUUAGAACAUCUACAUGAAUUGGAAGCCAGCAAAGAUACACCUCAUGUUUCUCCUUAGAGUUCUAAGCCAUGUUUUUUUUUUACAUGCAUGAGCUUUGAAACUAAUUACCUCCAUGUUUCUGUUGUGCCUGUUUCUGUUUGCAUGUUCAGUCCUCGUACACUUCAUCUUACAGUACAUAAAGUAGAAAGAGCUACUGCAGCAACAGCUGUUUUAAGAUGAAGGUAGAACUUAGCUGUAGCCUCAAAAUGAUUUGACUUAUUCAGUCAGAAUAAUUCCAACGAAGCUAUUCUCACAAAAGCUUAAAAAUAAAACAUGGUAAAAGUCAAUAUCAUAAAAGCAACCACAAACAAAAAAAAAAACAACGAAAAAAAAAAAAAACCCACAGGUUUCAGGACAAUAGACAUUCUUGCAUUUCACUGCAUUGUAAGAUUAACAGUGGGUUUUAACGAGAUGCUUUAUAACUGCUCAGUGGUUUUAAAAAAAGUGCUUCCAGUCAAGUUAGAUGUUGUCCAAGAAAAUAGAAUCGAACAGGUGACUGAUUAACUAAUGUGUCCAUAAGAACUAUGACAUUGAAUGCAAUAACAGUCUCCUCACUAUUUACAUCCAUACAAUGAUAAUUAUGAGGAAUCCUCAAUAUGCUCUGCUGAUAUUGCAAUUUUCAGUGUUUUAUGCAUCAGCUGGUGAACUGAUUAGACACUCUAAGAUGUAUUUUUGUAACUUGCAUUGUCAAAAUGUUGUCAACUUUGGAAUUAUACACUUGUGAAUGCUUCUGUAUGGAGAAUGUAGCCUAUAGAUUGCUUUUGAUGUUGUUUUUUGAAAUCUCUUUUUUUUAUUUAUUUGAAUUGUUCAGCUUGAUUCACUGUGGCAGAAGCUUUCUGUUUUAUUAUGUGUACCCUAACUGACACUUCUGUCAAGUUUUUUAUUUGAUCUGCCCUUUUAGGACAGGGGUCACAGCAUGUACAGUGUAAUUUAACAAGCGUAACCCACAUCAAUGCCAAAAUACUACAUGCUAUUAUUCUUUGAGACACUUUUAAAUCUAAAUUUAAACUUUAUAGCAUUAUAAUUACUAAACAGUAUUUGGACUUAUGUUCUAUUAAUUUGUUAAACAUCUAAGUAUAGAUUGAGUUUUUUAUUAAAACUUGGUUUGAUUCACCAUAAACCUAUUUUUGAAAAAUUUAAAAAUGUUAACCCUACAGCUUCUUUCAAGGUGAUAUACAGUGGCAUAAAAUUCCUGUAAAAUAGUUAAUGCACCACUAUGUUAGAACAAUUAAUUUUAGACACAUUUUUCCACUAAAUGAAUGUAAAAACAUUAUCUGCUGUGAAAAAAAGUGUUACUGGACAGAGAGAAGUUGGAGUACUCAUAGUGAAAUCUAUAAUGAAUCUCAGUGCAGUGAUUCAUGCUCUCUUGUCUUUUCGGUCAUUGAUUUAACUGGCUGCUGUCUUACCUGUAGUAUGUUUUUAAAAGUUUUCUUCGAAUAAGUAUUUGUAAACUAACAUUUUUCUCUGUCAGCCUGGUGUUCCAUCCCACAGUGCCUUGUUGCACUCGUCAUUUUGAAAUACAGGAUCAUUUGGAUCUCAGCUGUUGACAUUCUGUGCGAAAGACAUCCUUAAGAAUAGAAGCAGCUCAGUUUUAAAGAUACUCAUUUGUUCCAGGAAUAUAUUAAAAUAUGCUCAUAUUUGAAAGCUUUAAAAGAAGCACAGUUGGUAAAGAGAACAGCAUAAGGUUGCUGCAGGAACCAUGCCUGAAGUUUUCUGAUGACAGAACCUGACAGGAACCAACCUGAUUGCUGCCCUGCUUUAUCUUAUUGAUUUCUACACUGUGGUUCAGAUUUAACAUAAAGAACAGACUCUAGAUUUCUACUUUUUCCCAUAAGCGCACUCAGUUUGUAUAUAUAGACAUAUAUAGGAAAGAUUUGGAAAGAUUUGCAUAUCAGAACAGGUGUUUACUUAAACAAAACAAACUUUCCCAUCUCUUCUGGACCCGAGCAUGACGGGAACUUAUAGAACAGACCAAGGCCACAAGAUAUUCCGUGAGUCUCUUGUAACCUAACGGAAAGUAAGUUUGCAGAGCUUUGCAGCCUACAGCUUAAUGUUGGCCGAAGUAUUGCUUUAUUUCAAAUGAUGGUAUUUACUUGCAUGAUAUUUUGAACACUUUAGAGAUAUGUGUACAUAAAAGUUGAUGAGCAUUUUAUGUCUGCGUCCAGCACUGCAGCCUUUUAAGAUAAACAUGCACGUGAAGAAGCUGCAGAUGAAUUUGACUUCAGUGAAGCCUACAGGGAAUGAUGGCAUACGGAAGAUUUAUAUCUCUUACAGCAAACAGUGAAGAUAACAAAUAUGAGCGACAUACUGCCCAAUGAAAAUCUUUUAUGUUGAACAAAAAAAAAUUAUAAUUCUGUAAAUUUUGUUUGAAUCACUGAAUAUUCAUGCAUCUAUAGGUUGUAUAUGAAAAUAAGACACACUUUAAACUGAUCACAGAUUCUGUUUGCUUAUUAUAAAUGACAUCUCUGUACUGCUUUUUUUAAUGUAUGGGAUAUUUUGUAUUGUUAGCUAUUCAUACUCAGCUGGUCAGUGAAUAACAGAUGGGAUCAGAAUGGAUUUGAACUUCUGCAGGCACAGGGAGUAAAAAUGGAUACAUACUGUAGUACAGCACCCUGUAUGUUUACAUCCUCUGGAUUUUCUGAGAUUGUUUUUUUUUUUGCUGUAGCUUUGCUUUUCAUUAUGCUGACAUUGUUGUUUACUAAGCUGGAACGAUUCCUUUUCUGUGUGCCAGUGCCACCUCAUUUUGUACACAUAAUAUGAAACAGUGGAACAUGAAGGAUGACUUUGUAAAGAUUUUUGUCAGUCUCAUUAUGAAUUAGAUAUCUAAAUGUUUAUAUAUUUGUUCAUUAAAAUGCUAUUGAUAUUUUUCACUUCAGCUCUUAAUGAUUAUUUAUUAGACUUUCGUGUUAUUUUCACGCGUAAUACUGCCCCCAUAUUGAU